UCUCCUUCUAGCAGCUAUCCUAGUUCGGUUAUCGCAGUAGCCUAACCGUGGCGUACGAGAGCGAGGAUUUGUGCUCCCCUAGACAGGUUUCCAGACACCAGCUAAACUGGACGCGGAACUGGACGGAAGGUGUAACUCCGAGAUCCCAAUAAUAAUUUGCGGACUAAACGCAAUGGCUGUCUCUGUAUAUGUUUCCAUGACACCAGAGCCAGCCUUCGGAGAGGUGAAUCAGCUCGGCGGUGUUUUCGUCAACGGCAGACCGCUACCCAACGCCAUCCGGCUGCGGAUUGUAGAACUCGCUCAGCUAGGCAUCAGGCCUUGCGACAUCAGCAGACAACUCCGGGUCUCCCACGGCUGCGUCAGCAAGAUACUGGCCCGGUACAACGAGACUGGCUCUAUACUCCCGGGAGCGAUCGGUGGCAGCAAGCCACGGGUCACCACGCCAUCAGUGGUCAAGCACAUACGGACAUACAAGCAGAGGGACCCGGGUAUUUUCGCAUGGGAGAUCCGGGACAGGCUACUGGCUGACGGCGUUUGUGACAAAUUUAAUCUACCAUCUGUGAGCUCCAUCAGUCGGAUCCUCCGCAACAAGAUUGGCAAUCUGUCCCAGCAGAGUCAGUAUGAGUCCAGCAAGCAGUCGUCUCACCCACCACCUCAACCAACGCUACCAUACAACCACAUAUACUCGUAUCCGACCCCCAUCGGAGCAUCUGGGACCAAAGUACCGACUCCCCCGGGCAUGCACUCCCUCCCUGGACACAUGGCUAUGCACAGGAUAUGGCCCUCAUCGCACUCGAUGCAGAGUGGCUUGCCCACAGUGAACAGUUAUGUCACAGCACCCAGUAUCCCGGCCUACCCCCCUCCCACCCCAGUGUCGCCCUACAUGGGGUACAGCGCCACCACGUCGGCCUAUGUGACCGGUCCCACAUGGCAGCCGCCCAGUGGCAGUGCGCUCUCUCACCACAGCUGUGACAACAUUGCCUCCUCGCUGACCUUCAAAGGUAUGACAGCCCACCACCGUGACAACAUCCAUGCCCACGCCGUCAGCGCCUCAGCACUGUAGAACACAGACAGACGGGCGGACGGACGGAGAGAGAGGGAAGAAGAGGGGGAGCAGGACAGACGGACGGACGGGCAGACUGAGA
Coregonus clupeaformis (lake whitefish) is the source of this 1145-nucleotide messenger RNA. Its product is annotated as paired box protein Pax-1-like. Bases 173 to 1063 code for a protein of 296 amino acids. Gene Ontology annotation, biological process: regulation of transcription by RNA polymerase II; anatomical structure development. The transcript has 3 exons. The record is from RefSeq and is a predicted model, not a curated record. Gene Ontology annotation, molecular function: RNA polymerase II cis-regulatory region sequence-specific DNA binding; DNA-binding transcription factor activity, RNA polymerase II-specific. NCBI's taxonomy places the organism in Eukaryota, Metazoa, Chordata, Actinopteri, Salmoniformes, Salmonidae.